GGCGUACAACUCAUAAACUUUUAGACAGCUGUUUUAUAACUAAAUCUAAUUAUUUGAGUGGAAUGAUUCCAGUGCAGAGUGUGUUGACAUAUUUCACUGAAGCCACGCCUCAUGUGUUGAUGCUUCUGUUGUAUUAGAAAGAGCAGAGGACCGCAUUGGCUGUCGUUUUUUCUUUUUUUCUUUUUUUUAAGAAGGGUCCCAAACUGCACACAGAUUUGGAAUAUUGCAUUACAGUUCUGCAGAAAGAUGGCGACUGUCAUUCAUAAUCCAUUAAAAUCGCUCGGUGACCAGUUUUAUAAAGAGGCCAUUGAACACUGUCGCAGCUACAAUGCUCGCCUCUGUGCUGAGCGCAGCGUGCGAAUGCCCUUCUUGGACUCCCAAACUGGCGUGGCUCAGAACAACUGCUACAUCUGGAUGGAGAAACGUCACCGUCGGCCAGGCCAGGCUGCAGGACAGAUGUAUACGUACCCUGCUCGUUGCUGGAGAAAGAAGAGGCGACUCCACCCUCCCCUGGAUCCCCAGCUCCGCCUGUGUGAGCUUCGUCUAGAAGCAGAGCUGGCCCCUAAGCGUGAGGGGCCACCAGGGGAGGCCACGGCCCUGGAGGCCCUUCUGAGGAGUGACAACCUGCUGGAGAAAAAAAACAACAUCGCUAAAGAAGAGGAAACUCUGCUGGAAAUACAGAGAGUGCUGGAGGCGGAGGAAAACGGGGACAGUUUCCACGAUGAGGAUGAGUUUGAACUUGAUACUCCAAAGAGAAAGAACAAGAAUAGAGGAAAAAACAGAGGAUCAACUCGCAGAAGGACAGAACCUGUUAAUACUGAUGACCAGGAUAAACCUUACGUCUGUGACAAUAGAUACAAACAAAAGCAUAAUUCAAAAAAGACUGAAGAAGUCUGUGGAAAGCGCUACAAGAACCGGCCCGGCCUGAGCUACCACUACACACACACUCACCUAGCCGAGGAGGAAGGCGAGGAAGAGAAGGAGCCGGAGAUGGCUCCAGCUUCACCACUGAACUCUGACAACCACAAAUCACAGAAGGGUUUGGAUGGCACCGUUAUUCCCAACGACUAUUGUGACUUCUGCCUUGGAGAUCAGGACUCAAACAGGAAAACAGGGCAGGCAGAGGAGCUGGUGUCCUGCUCUGACUGUGGACGCUCUGGUCAUCCUACAUGCCUGCAGUUCACUGAGAACAUGAUGCAGGCGGUGAGGACGUACCAGUGGCAGUGCAUCGAGUGCAAGUCCUGCAGCCUCUGUGGCACUUCAGAGAACGACGACCAGCUGCUGUUCUGUGACGACUGUGACAGAGGAUACCACAUGUACUGCCUGAAACCUCCAAUGACUCAGCCUCCUGAAGGGAGCUGGAGCUGCCAUUUGUGUCUGGACCUGUUAAAGGACAAAGCCUCGGCCUACAUAGAAGCAUAACAUCAACCCAAAAGUGGUGCAGAACACACACGCGUAUUUAGAAACACACACAUAGACAGUUCAUCAUGACACCCACUUGUACACAUUCCAGUGCAUUGCAGGCUCAGGUCGUUUGGUGAAAGAGGGGAAGAGAUCUACCUCUCAGAAACUUGCGCAACUCUCAGCACAGCGCCACCAACAGGCGAUCCCUGCCACAGGUUAGCUAACAGCAGGUGUGCUGCUCUGUCUUUCCUCUACCUCUCCACCCAGUGGACGACGAGAAGCCAAAGCAUGAUCGAAAUGGACACUUGUCUUUGAACGUGUAAAACAACAAAAGUGUAUUUGUGACAGAAAUCUGUAAGCUGUAUCACUUUCUCCACUUAGCUGCUUGAGAUCUUCAGCAGAAAACACAUGACUGAGUCUGACUUUAUGUUUGUUUAAAUUCCUCCUUCCAGCUCCUCUCCUGUGUUUAGACACUGCAGUGACAUUCCUGGUUUAUAUCUGCAGGCUCCGGGCCCAUUAUCCUGCUUUUCGCAGGUUUUCGUCAAAGCUUUGGUGAAAUUUUCAUCCUGAGGGGGAAAACAGCCUCGAGGAUUGCUUUCUUUUAGUGCCAAGUGACAUUUUUGAGAACAAAACAGGUAUUGCUGAUAAAAGUCCACUGUUCCUUUCAAUGAGAUCAGUUAUUGUAAAUCUAGGCUUUGGUGUUCACUCUAAAAAGGAUUUAUUAAUAACUACGUUAUUCACGACAUUAGUACUAUAAAAUGUGGGUUACAUGAAUUGGUAACCAUGCACUAAGAUGUGAGAAACACUUGAGCAUUAAAUAAUGAGAAAAACACCAGAUUAGUGAAGGCAGCAUGACUUGUUUCUAACAUGUAGAUUUUUUUCGUUUGUUGCUCAAACAUGAAGGAAACAAGUUUUCUUAAUUGAAAUUUUACUUUUUAACAGUGAGCAAUCUCAGUUCAUGUGCUCUAUAUGCUGCCACAUCAUAGUAUUUAAGUUUUUUUCUGAUUGCCAUGUAAAAUAAAACACAAGACUCAGUCUUCCAAAGGUCUACAGCAGGGAUAAAAGUGGUUUUGCUGCAGAUCUGAGGUCAGAAAAAGGGGUUUGAAUCUCUCAAGCGUAGAUGUUCAAGUAUCUGGUGGUAGGAUGGAGCAAGAGAUAGUUUAAUGAUUCACGACUUGAGUAAAGUAGAGCUGCUGAUCCUCAUCUGAGCAUCUGAACAGAGUUCUUCCUUUUGGUGAAGAACUUCUGAAUCUAUCUUGGGAUUAUUGUGGGAUCCUCCAGGAAGAGCUGGAAAGUGUCACCAGAGGAAAGGGGCAUCAGGGUUCCUCUUUUGGACCCGUUUCCUCUACAACCCGGCUGUGGAUACUUAUUUGACCCCAUUAAUGACAUUUCAUGCACUCUAAAGCUUCAGAGCAGAAAGGAAGAAGCAUCACACAGAAACUCAAAAGAAAAGGAGAAAAAGAAAACGUAAAAAAGUCGUAAAGCACACUUGGUGUGUAAAUCCUGACGGGGCCAUCAGGUUCUGCAGUUGUGUUUUUGGUAUCGUGAUUUUGUAGCUACUUGAUAUCACUUUUCCACCGACAAUCAUAAAUUAGCGUAGAUGUAUUGUGUUAAAGCAUACAACGGGUUUCUCGUCUUACAGCUGAUAAAAUAACUGUGUGCUGGUUAUUCAUGUCACUUUGAGUAAAAUCAUGUGUAGUUUUUUUUUGUUAAACAGUAAGUUUUGUGUUUAAAUAAUAAAAACUCUGUAAAUCUU
Molecule: messenger RNA, 3160 nt
Organism: Nothobranchius furzeri (turquoise killifish)
Lineage: Eukaryota; Metazoa; Chordata; Actinopteri; Cyprinodontiformes; Nothobranchiidae
Gene: dpf3
Product: double PHD fingers 3
Biological process (GO): positive regulation of transcription by RNA polymerase II
Cellular component (GO): MLL3/4 complex; nucleus
Molecular function (GO): histone H3K4 methyltransferase activity; histone binding; transcription coactivator activity
Source: RefSeq, a predicted model, not a curated record